AGGUUUCCUUUCCACCACCGCUACUCCGCUAGGUUCAGCAGCGGCACCAGUCGGCUGAGCGGAUCUCCGGUGAGGUUGAGGGAUCAGGGAUGGCGAACGGCGGCGGCUACGUGUGGGCCCUUGCGGCGGGCUUCAACGCCGCGCUCGCCGCCAUCUCCGCCAAAUUCAUCGCCACUCUGCCGCUCAAAUAUGGCACGGUGAUACUUUUCAACGUGACAAUGUGGGGGUGCUACGUCAACAGCCUCAAAGCUUUGUCGUCCCUCCAGGCAACAGUCACAAACUUCGCCGCCAACUUCCUCUCGUCUGGGCUUGCAGGGUAUUUCCUGUUCGAGGAGCCGCUGCCUUCUAAGUGGUUUGCAGGUGCCAGCCUCAUCAUUCUUGGCGUCUUCAUCCUCAGCAAGUCCAGCAUCGAGGAGAAACAGAACACGGAUUAGGUGGAAAAGUUUUGACCGCUAGUGUUAGCUGUAACAUAUACGUACUCCGCAUAAGCUGAGCCAUGGGAUGUUUUGUCCGUCCAUGUAGCCGAAUCAGAGCAUGACUGUCAUUCGGCUAAUACAAUGUAGUGUAGCAAACAUGUUGUGCGAGUUGUCACGCCAGGACAUUUGACAUUUCCCAUGGUGCUACUGGUACAUCGAGAAUCAUCGCUGUAAUUGUA
This is a messenger RNA of Zea mays, 655 nucleotides long. Its product is annotated as cell growth defect factor 2. NCBI's taxonomy places the organism in Eukaryota, Viridiplantae, Streptophyta, Magnoliopsida, Poales, Poaceae. The record is from RefSeq and is marked provisional. The transcript is spliced from 3 exons. Bases 90 to 434 code for a protein of 114 amino acids.